AUGCCACUUAUCAACUGGUCGGAAGCAUCGCCCGGUGAGCUAACGGGCUUUACUGCGGACUUCCUCCGCGAAGAACUUGUCCGGCGUCAAUUAGACACAUCCGGGUCGAAAGAAGACCUCAUGAAUCGCCUUCUAACCAACAUCGCGCAAACAAGUGCUGCGUCACAGAGCAUGCAAGACGCACAACAGACUCUACCCGACUCAUCAGCCCCAACUUCUGCUGUACCUGGGUUGUCAGUUCCGGUGCAAGUGACUACUCUGCCUGAUCUAUCGGCCGCAGUUCCCGUUUUCGAUGAGACUAAAGGGAUCCUGGCCCGCGCAUGGAUCGAAGACUUGGAACGCAUUCGCAGCUUGGCAUCAUGGAGCGACGCUACGUUACGUCUUAUCGCCAUUGGGAAGCUUCGCGGCACUCCUAAAAACUGGCAUUUUGCAACCGGCGAUGCGCAUUCAACAUGGUCUACUUGGAAACAAGCCUUUCUACGACAGUUCGACGUGGACCUUUCGCUUAUUCAAUGGCAAACCAAGGUGGUGACUGUCGUACAAUUGAAGGACCAGACACUUUGCAACUAUGCGUUCGCAAAGCUUCGCUUUAUCAAGCGCUGCCCGCUUCAGCUCUCAGACGUACAACAAAUCGAGUACCUUCUACAAGGCUUAAAAGGUCAGAGCGUAGCAACGGCCAUCGCAGCCCAGCGGCCUUCGACAGUGGAAGAAUUUUUGAGCAUUUGCACAGACCUGGACAAAACUUUCGUUCAUAUGCAGAGUAUGCAUACUAAAGACCCUGUGGUGCCAUUGCCAACGCCAAUUCCACGAGAUCCUCACCAGCCUCCACCACCAGCAUCCCAACCUCAAAGCCUGGCUUCGCGUAACCGGGCUACCCCUCGAACAGCUGCUGAGAAAGAAGAACGCUACCAGGCUAUCACGAAUAAGUAUGGUGCACCUGCAUAUCGUCUUGGCCAAGACCUUACAGACGCUGCCUGUUACAAAUGCAAAGGAAAAGAGUCCACCACUGAAUCUCUUAUUUCGUGUAAUGUCAUUCAAGCACAAGUUGAAGACGUUGGCUCAGUAGUGGCCUUCCCCGAUAGUGGAUCAAAGCUCUCUAUCACCUCGGAGCCUCUCGUAUCACAUCUUCAACUUUCCCCAUGGACCCGAGCUCCGUUAGUCGUCGUCGGUGGAGAAAAAGUGUACCCAUCGGGACAGAUUGUGCUUCAGAUAUCGAUACAGGCUGUCAGCGCCCCUGUACACUGGGCAGUCCUUCCAAGGAAUGCUGUGCCCCUCAUCCUGGGUGAGGAUUGGUUGGCCACAGCCCAUAUGGAACUCCAUGUGAAGCCACCAUUCGCCACAGAACUUUACCAUCGCCCCACGGGAUUCACAAUAACUUGUGUUGAACACUUCCUUCCACUGUUUUCUCAUGCAGUGUUUGUGCACAACUCAGCUCUUGCACAAGCGCAAGCCGCAUUCCAGCAAGGUGGACUUCAGACCAAGCCAUUACUUCAUCAGGAGUUCCCAGCAUGGGCAGUCUUUGAAAGCCUUCCAGACCAGCCUGUACCUACAGAGAUGGAGACAACAUCCCAGUCAGCUCUGCACGUUAGCACAACACUUUUUGACCAGCAUUCACCGCAGCAGCCAUGCAUGCCUGACAAGCCACGGGUAGGCGUACAGCUUUCUUCAGUUGAGGCCCAGCAAGUGGAGGAUGUGCUCUUUCAGCAUGUCAAUUUGUUUGCCAAUGAUGACCAAGACCUGGGACUGUACACGGGUGUUCAACAUUCCAUUACUUUGCUACCUGAUGCUACGCCAUACAAGAGGCAGCCUUACCGCUAUACGGCAGCUGAUCGAGCGUUUCUGGAGGAACAAACACGUGUAUUGCUUGACAAGGGCAUAACUGCACCAGCCUCUGGCCCUUGGGCGUUCCCGGUUGUUGUCGUCUCACACGAACAGAAAAAGCGACUGUGCGUGAACUACGUGCCAUUAAACAAGCAGACCGUCAGUGACGCGCAACCUCUUCCCAGAAUUGAUGAUAUUAUUGAUGACAUCUCUGGCGCACGCACCUUUGCUUCCCUAGACCUCAAAUUUGCCUACUGGCAAAUUGCUCUCCGCCCGGAAGAUCAGAUAAAAACAUCAUUUGUCACGCACAAAGGUACUUAUCAGUGGACCCGUAUGCCUUUUGGCCUUAAGAAUGCGCCCUCAACCUUCCAGCGAGCCAUGAACACCAUUUUCAGCAAACUUCUAACAGGUCACCACAAAUGUGGUGUACGCGUGUAUCUCGACGAUGUUUUGGUGUUUGCUACCAAUUUUGAGGAAUUUUUGCACAUCCUGGACCAGACCCUGUCUCUUCUGCAACAAGCAGGCUUUAAGGUGUCAUUGGAGAAAUGCACCUUUGCUGUGGAGUCACUCAAGUUCUUGGGCUUCAUACUGUCUAAAGAUGGCAAGUUACCCAACCCGGCAAAGGUUGAAGCUAUAGCCAAGAUGCCUACACCCGCCACAACUAAAGCAGUGCUUUCUUGGCUGCAAACCCCGAGUUUCUACCGGAAGUUCAUAAAAAAACUUUGCCCAGAUAGCACAGCCCUUGCAGGCCAUGAUGAAAAGUGGUGUCUACGAGUGGUCCCCCGCUUGUGA
This is a messenger RNA of Ornithodoros turicata, 2613 nucleotides long. RefSeq lists its product as uncharacterized. Lineage: Eukaryota; Metazoa; Arthropoda; Arachnida; Ixodida; Argasidae. The coding region runs from base 1 to 2613 and encodes 870 amino acids. The record is from RefSeq and is a predicted model, not a curated record. The transcript is spliced from 2 exons.